UCCAUUGGUUACAGGCUCCUGGUACCCAGGAAAGAGGAUGUAGCAUCUCCUGCGGUAGCAUAGCAAACAGGGCAAAUGUGAGGAAAGGGCGGCUGAUGUGCGGGUAAAUAUGGGACGGAUAAUGGCCAUAUGAACGAGGUGAUGAUUCACCGUCAGGUGAUACUGACCCAGAACUUGUAUCAGAACAGGUUUCUCGGGCUUGCAGCUAUGGCCUCUCCAUCUCGUGCAUCUCAGGGCAGGCGGCGAUGUAAGGACCCGAUUCGGCACAGCUUCAACCCUGAGCAGUUCCCCAAUGUGGACUUCCAGAACGGCGUAUCUGAGGAGCUGGCGGUGGCCGUGCUGCGCUCCACCAGUGACACCGACCUCGUGACCUCCCACUGCCGCUCCACCCUCACCGUCAGCACCUCCAGCUACACCAUCGGCCAGAUGCAGGACAUCACCCUCAGCUGGGACAUCAAGGAGGAAGUGGAUGCGGGCGACUGGAUUGGCAUGUACCUCAUUGAUGAGGUUCUGUCAGAGAACUUUCUGGACUACAAAAACAGAGGUGUGAAUGGCUCCCACAAAGGCCAGAUCGUCUGGAAGAUCGAGGCCAGCUCCUACUUUGUAGAACCGGAGACUAAGAUCUGUUUUAAAUAUUAUCAUGGAGUGAGUGGAGCCCUGCGGGCCACAACGCCAUGUGUGACCGUGAAAAACCCCUCCGCACCGGUGUUUAAGCCGGUGGCCACAGAUGACGUACCACAGAGUCAAGGCAGCAGAAGACUCAUCAGCUUCUCUCUCUCAGAUUUCCAAGCCACCGGUCUGAAAAAAGGCAUGUUCUUCAACCCCGACCCCUACCUGAAGAUCGCCAUCCACCCCGGCAAGCACAGCAUCUUCCCUGCUCUGCCUCACCAUGGCCAGGAGAAGAGAUCAGGCAUCGUCUGCAAUACCAUUAAUCCCGUUUGGCAGAGGGAGACACCAAGCUUUUGGAACUACUGGGAGGCCCGUAUUGACAGUCACGGUCGUGUGUUCUAUGUGGAUCACAUUAACCGGAGCACCACUUGGCAACGGCCAACAUCCGCAGCCACGCCGGAUGGCCUGCGCAGGUCUGGUUCCGUCCAACAGAUGGAGCAGCUCAACAGGAGGUACCAGACCAUCCAGAGGACGAUGGCCACAGAGAGGAGAAACGAGGAGUCAGGUAGUCCCCGCAACGAGAGAACAGCCAACACUGAGACAGACUCGCCUCCACAGACAACCGCAUACAAUGAAAAGAUUGUAGCAUUUUUACGGCAGCCAAACAUCUUUGAGGUGCUACAGGAACGGCAGCCAAACCUGGCAAGGAAUCACUCACUCAAGGAAAAGGUGCAUCACAUCCGAACCGAAGGCACACAGAGACUGGAGAAGCUGUCAUGUGAUGCUGAUCUGGUCAUGCUGUUAAGAACCUCAAGUUUGCAAGGAAAGUCCAGUCAUAGCUUCCUUGAGCGAACUCCUCUCGUUCCAGCCUGCUGUCUGUCUGGUGAGAGCUCUCCAGGGACCCAGAGGGCUCGGGCACCAGCGCCCUACCGCAGAGAUUUUGAAGCCAAACUGCGCAACUUCUACAGGAAGCUGGAGGCAAAGGGCUACGGGCAAGGACCCGGCAAGAUCAAACUGAUCGUCAGAAGAGAUCAUCUGUUAGAAGGAACAUUUAACCAGGUCAUGGCCUACUCCCGUAAAGAGCUCCAGAGAAACAAGCUGUACAUCACCUUUGUCGGAGAGGAAGGACUGGACUACAGCGGACCAUCGCGAGAGUUUUUCUUCCUGCUGUCUCAGGAACUUUUUAACCCUUAUUAUGGCCUGUUUGAAUACUCCGCUAACGACACGUACACUGUCCAGAUCAGCCCCAUGUCUGCUUUUGUGGAAAACCAUUUGGAAUGGUUCCGUUUCAGCGGUCGAAUACUUGGCCUGGCUUUGAUUCAUCAGUAUUUGUUGGACGCCUUCUUCACCCGCCCGUUUUAUAAAGCUCUCCUCAGACUAGCCACGGAUCUCAGUGAUCUGGAGUACCUGGAUGAGGAGUUUCAUCAGAGCUUACAGUGGAUGAAGGACAAUGACAUCACAGAUGUGCUGGAUCUCACCUUCACAGUCAAUGAGGAAGUGUUCGGACAGGUGACCGAGCGGGAGCUGAAGUCCGGCGGGACAAACGUGCAGGUGACGGAGAAGAAUAAGAAGGAGUAUAUCGAGCGGAUGGUGAAGUGGAGGGUGGAGCGAGGUGUUGUCCAGCAGACACAGGCUCUGGUCCGGGGCUUUUACGAGGUGGUGGACUCUCGUCUGGUGUCUGUGUUUGAUGCCAGAGAGCUGGAGCUGGUUAUUGCAGGAACAGCAGAGAUUGAUUUAAACGACUGGAGAAACAACACAGAGUAUAGAGGGGGUUAUCAUGAUGCGCACAUCGUCAUCCGGUGGUUCUGGGGUGCGGUGGAGCGCUUCAAUAAUGAACAGAGACUGCGUCUGCUGCAGUUUGUGACGGGCACCUCCAGCGUGCCGUACGAGGGCUUCACUGCGCUGCGCGGGAGCAACGGCCUACGACGCUUCUGCAUCGAGAAGUGGGGCAAGAUCACAUCGCUCCCGAGGGCGCACACAUGCUUUAACCGUCUGGAUCUCCCACCGUAUCCAUCCUACACGAUGCUGUAUGAGAAACUGCUGAUCGCUGUGGAAGAGACCAGCACUUUUGGCCUUGAGUGAGGACUUAUUCACCUUCCUCCCGGUGACCUUUCCAAAUACACCGUAUGUAACGAUCUACUAGCGUGGAUCGUGGAUCGUGUCCUGUGUCCGUUUCUUUGGCUUGUCCAGGACACCACAGCAUGCACCAGUCACCUGUGCGGGUGGACAGUGUGUAAAGGGUAUGCAAAAGUGAAAGAGAAGCCUUCAACCUGCUUUAACACUCAGGGCCUCGACCUCCGCUGAAGUUGGUCUCAGUUCUCACAUCAUCAUUUCACCGCAAACCACGGCCAGCAUCCUUUCCUGUUGGUGCAUUCUCACAUUGACAAGAAUUGUAAAGUUAAACCAAAUAUGCUCACAGAACAUAUCUGAUUGAGGUGCGGUAAUUACUGUAAAUAUGUGCACUAGUUCACAUAUCUUACCGAACAUGGCAUCAUCACAGGAAGUGACAUCACUUUGCAGGAAGUCUGAACUUUAAUUUGACACUUUUGAUUUAUUCGUUUGUACUAAUCAAUACAUUUUAAUAUUAAAAUCAUUAAAGCGUCAAACAUAUUAAAGGCUUCAUGCUGUCUUGUCUGUAAUAUUUGAAUGAAUCUCCAGUGUUGGAACUCGAUUGCUUUCAAAUGAAUUGAUGUUUUUGGGUUUAAAAAGCCAACAUAGGAUGUUUACUUAAAUGUCAACACUAAAAGCGAAAAUGUGAAGCGAUCAGAAUAUAUUUGAUGUUUAUUAUACAGCUGUGUGGAGCCGGAUUUUAAACCAAUGAGACUGCACGGUGGGCAGAGCUAUCCAGCAUAACAAAGCAUAAAAACAAGGGACUGAAAAUGACUUGUCAGUUGUUAGUUGAGUCUAGAUAAGAUGCUUUGUACAGGUGCAUUCAUGGUGACGGGGAUUUAUAGUGAUUUGAGCCAACAGGAGCGAUGUGAUAUGGGAAGUAAAUGCUCAUAAUGAGCAGUUUUAUGUGAUUCUUUAUGCACUACUGCAGUUUGUGUAUAUGGUUUCCUUCAGCAUGUUAAUUUUUAGUAUUAAAAUGGAAUGAUACUUUGUUUUAUUUAUUGUAUUUUUAUGUACUUUUUUCAGUUUUCUAAACCAGAUCAUGUGGGCAUUACUAUCUGCGCUCUCAUUGGCAGCUGCCGCAUCGUAUUUGUUGCUCAUUUGCAUAGAGUUCAACUGUUUGUCUAGACUUUGUCGCUUCGCCAUUUCGGCAUUGUCACUUAAAAUUUACUUGAAAGUUACUUAAAUGUUCCUGAUGCCAUGAUAUGCACUUGCGUUCCCUAGUGUUUAUAAAAUGUAUUUUUGUUUUUUCUAUUUAUAUGAUGUCUUUUUAUGACUUAAAAAUGAGUGAGGGGACUGAAAGAAAUGAAAGACCAAAAAUAGUAAAUAAUUGUGCACCACACACACCAUGUUCUUCAGGGUGUUUUAGCUGUUCGUGUUUGAAGAGCGGUGAGAUAUUCGGAGAGCGAUUUAUUUAUUCAAAAAGGAAAUUGGUUUAAAUGUCAACAUGUUUUGUUUUUUUAAAUGUCAGGGGGUUCGUUCUGUGGGUUGGUUUAUUGACAACUAGAUUCCUUGUGCUGACGUUUUGAUUAUUGUUCAUGUUUACAUUUUGAAAUUAUGUGAAUGUGUGUAUUAUACAUUAAGAUGGUCAUAAAUUGUCUUAACAUGAUGCCAUUUCAAGGUGCAUGUAUUUCUGUCUAAACCACACGUGAUGAAUCAGUCUUUUUAGUCUCCUAACAAUUUCUAAAUGGGAUCGUUCACCCCCCCACCCCCCCAUACAGAAUUACAUUAGGGUGAGUAAAUUAUGUUUUCCUUAAGUUUUCAUUUUUGGGUGAACUGUCCGUUUAAUGUAGCGAUGAUGAAGAACAAACAAUUUUGUCUGAAAUGUAAUUCUGCUAAAAACAACUGCAGCGCAAAAUGAACAAAACUCAGCUUAAGAUAUUAGGAAUGUAGUAAGCGCAUUUGUAUAAUUUAUCCCAAUUAAGAAAUUAUAAAAUGUCUGUAUAUCAAAUGUGUACAUACUUGCUUGAACAGUCUAUGUAAAAACUACAUUUUAAAAUGUGAUGAAUCAAUUCAACAGCCAACAAUUCAUGUCUUCAUACUUAUUAUUUGCAUAAUGUUAGUUUUCUCAAAUGUAUAUUACUAUGCAUAUUUGGUUGGAAUUGUAAGAAAUGCGACUUGUGAAGGUCGUUUCUUUAUUUAUCAACUCGCAGACAUUUGACAAUGUGAGGGAAAUGAGGAGAAGGUUCUGGAACAUACUGCCUCUCUAUAAACAUGGCAUUCUGGGAAAUGCAGAAGGGUUUGGCUCCUGCUUCCACCUCGGACACAUACACUCGCCUGCUUAUGUCUUUUUACACUUUAAUCUAUGUGUAUGGAAGAGAAUAAGAGCGGAAAAUGUAUAAAUGUUUUGAAUUGUGUAUUGAGGUCACUUAUAUCACUGUAACUACAGCAUUACACUGUUAAUGAAUGUCAAUAAACAAUCACUUUC
Sinocyclocheilus grahami is the source of this 5146-nucleotide messenger RNA. Its product is annotated as E3 ubiquitin-protein ligase HECW1-like. The transcript is spliced from 22 exons. The record is from RefSeq and is a predicted model, not a curated record. Gene Ontology annotation, molecular function: protein binding; ubiquitin protein ligase activity. NCBI's taxonomy places the organism in Eukaryota, Metazoa, Chordata, Actinopteri, Cypriniformes, Cyprinidae. Bases 130 to 2691 code for a protein of 853 amino acids. Gene Ontology annotation, biological process: ubiquitin-dependent protein catabolic process; protein ubiquitination; regulation of dendrite morphogenesis. Gene Ontology annotation, cellular component: cytoplasm.